GUUGUGCACAAUAGAUUUUAGUAAAAAAUUAGUCGAAUUAUUAUUACGUAGAACUUCCCUCUCCACUGAAUUAAACUAAUCUAGUUUUUUAUAAAAAGCAACCUAGAUAAUAGUUACUAGUAACAAUGUAAGAAAAAAAGUGAUCUAUGAGGGGAUCGAACCGGUGAUCUUCGAGUUAUUAGCACCCACCUAACCAUUUGAAUCAUCGAGCGCUCAUGGAACCUUUCCCUUUUAUUAGAAUAAAAAGUUAUGCAAUUUUGAUGUUUAAACCACAAGUACAUGGUAUGUUAUAUUAUAAAAUUUAAAUAGCAUUUACCAUGAAACAUUUUGAGAUCACAUCAUCAAAUGGUGGAUGGAGUUCAAAUAAACCUAAUAGCCUUGUUUGUCCCUAACAAGGAUUGGAUUAGCAUUAGUGCAUUCGAGAAUUUGACGUACAUAGAUCUUGAGCAAUUUAGAGAUGAUUUAUUUAGGGCCGUUAUUGAAGCAGCAAAUAAGAUUGGUGCCUACCGAGCGGUUCGGCCCAAAUUCAUGAUGCCUCAGCAGGAAUGAUGUUCAAGAAGGAACUUCAUCAUAGAAUUCUAUAAAAUAAUAGGUUUUACAGUUACUGUUUUCCAGUCAUUGUGGAGUUCGCCGCUGGUAAAUGACUGUUGCAUGAACAGAAUCCAGGGCUUAAACAGAGAAAGCGUACAUUCUUCAAAAGGGCAGCGCUCAAGAAUCCGGGUAGUUUUCUUGAACUUUCGGAGUCUAGUGUAUAUUUCUUCCUCAAGGAACUCAGCAUUGGUUAGAGAGGCUGUACAUCUGUUUGUGGAAACUGUUGUAUAUUCAGUAUUCACUCUUCAGGAAAUCUCUUAAUGUUUAACAAAUUAUUUAUUCUUAAUAACCAAUUACACAAAAGGGGUACUGAUCAUCUUAACGUCUAACAUCUGACCUAACUCUCUAUUCGUAUUCUAAAGCUGGCUUUACCCUCUCGUGUUGGUCUCAUAGUUUGUGGUGUUGGGGCAUCUAGUAUCGCCUUGACUUUUUCGCUGUCUUUUUUUAGAUGUUCUUUGGUAACUGUAAUGUAUUAAUUAAGGCGUAGAUUAAGUGUACAGUAGGUUAAGUAGGAAGUAGGUCAAUAGUAAGAUGUUAUGGAAUGCGACUGCGCAUAGCGUAGGUACUGAUGUUUCUUGGAAGGACUCGUUCUCUUUGAGACAGACAGUCGAAUAGGUAAGACAUAAACUUGCAAGCCGUUUAAUAAACACAAAUCAACACGUGCUCGUUUUGUUAAUACUUAUCACUGGCGACGAGGAUUAAAAAGAAGAACAACGAAGAUGAUUGGUUCGAUACAAAAUUUCAAUCCACGUGUGGACAGCUGGAUUUUAUACCAAGAACAGCUCGAGCAAUACUUCGAAAUAAAUGACAUCAAGGACACGGAAGCAUCUAAGAAGCGAGUAGCGGCGUUGAUCAGUUUAAUUGGCCAAGAUACUUACAAGAUACUCAGAGACCUGUGCACACCAAAAGCCCCUAAAGACAAGACGUACGAAGAACUCUGCAACCACUUGAAGAAGCAUUUUUCUCCGACCACGUGCGUUUUCAGAGAGAGGUUAGAAUUCUACGACGCGAAGCAGUUGGAAGAAGAGACCGUGAACGAUUGGCACGUGCGAAUACACAAUCUCUCAACGAAUUGCGACUUCGGUGCGGACCUGGGGAACGUCCUCAAAGACAAAUUCGUGUGCGGUAUGCGAAAGGGCCCAAUUCGAGACCGACUGUGCGAGGAAAAGCCGAGCAAAUCACUAGAAAAUCUCUUGGAAAUCGCACUAGCGAGAGAAACCACCAUCAAGGCUGACAAGGAGAUUAAUCUGGUCCGAAAAGAAAGGUGGAAUCCAGAAUUUUCGGGCAGCGCAAACAACACGUCAGGAGUACUCGAAGGACGCAGAAAUGGGAACAAUCCAAGGAGGUGGUCUUGUAAAGCAUGUGGAGCCGCACAUACAGGGAACCAGAGGUGCAAAUACGCAACGUACAAAUGCAACUCUUGCCAUAAAGUGGGUCAUUUAGCCAAGGUCUGUAGGUCAAGAGCUACACAAAACGCCAUAGAAGCGGAAGAAGAUUUUGAAUAGGCACAAAUUUUUAAUUUAGACUUUCAAGUGGAGGAACCAAUGAAGCUGCAGAGCAAUUGGGAUGUUACAAGCACAGGACGAUUAUACUAGAACUAAAAUCCGACAGCACCCAACCCAUUUAUCAUAAACCUAGAGCCC
Zophobas morio is the source of this 2234-nucleotide messenger RNA. RefSeq lists its product as uncharacterized. The coding region runs from base 1311 to 2096 and encodes 261 amino acids. The transcript has 2 exons. Lineage: Eukaryota; Metazoa; Arthropoda; Insecta; Coleoptera; Tenebrionidae. The record is from RefSeq and is a predicted model, not a curated record.